Molecule: messenger RNA, 1944 nt
Organism: Zonotrichia albicollis (white-throated sparrow)
Lineage: Eukaryota; Metazoa; Chordata; Aves; Passeriformes; Passerellidae
Source: RefSeq, a predicted model, not a curated record
AGCAGCGCCCGGGGUGCCCUGGUGGGAACCUGGGGGCUUCUCUCCCUCUGCUCCCUCUCUCCUUCUCUCUCCCAGUACCGCAUCGUGGAGCGGAUGCGCUCGCUGGGCAUGACCACGGUGCUGCCGGCCUUCGCGGGCCAUGUGCCGCAGGGCAUCCUCCGGGUCUUCCCCCGUGUGAAUGCCACUCGCCUGGGGCACUGGAGCCACUUUGACUGCGCCUACUCGUGCACCUACCUGCUGGACCCAGAGGACCCCAUGUUCCAGGUGAUCGGGACGCUCUUCCUGAAGGAGCUGAUCAAGGAGUUUGGCACAGACCACGUCUAUAGUGCAGACACCUUCAACGAGAUGACCCCCCUGUCCUCCGACCCUGCCUAUCUCUCCAGAGUCAGCAGUGCUGUUUUCAGGUCAAUGACAGGAGCUGACCCCAAGGCGCUGUGGCUGAUGCAGGGCUGGCUCUUCCAGCACCAGCCCGACUUCUGGCAGCCAGCACAGGUGCGGGCCCUGCUGCACGGAGUGCCCCUUGGCAGGAUGAUUGUUCUCGACCUCUUUGCUGAGUCCAAGCCCGUCUACCAGUGGACAGAGUCCUUCUACGGGCAGCCCUUCAUCUGGUGCAUGCUGCACAACUUCGGGGGCAACCACGGCCUCUUUGGCACGGUGGAGGCCAUCAACCACGGCCCCUUCGCCGCUCGGCGCUUCCCCAACUCCACCAUGGUUGGCACGGGGCUGGUUCCCGAGGGCAUCGAGCAGAACGACAUGGUGUACGAGCUGAUGAACGAGCUGGGCUGGCGGCAGGAGCCGCUGGACCUGCCCAGCUGGGUGACGCUGCCCACAGCCAGCAAAGCGUUCAGGGGCAGCGAGGGCAAGGGAAGGGGGAGGCAGCGUUCAAAGUCCCAUCUCUUGGUCUCUCUUUUCUCCCACCCCUCGGUCUUGCUUUUCCGUCACUGUUGUGCUUCCCCGCCCUCCUGGCGCCCGGCAGACAAGGUGCUGCCAGAGCUGAUCGAGCCCUACGAGCUGCGGGCGGCGAAGCUGCGCGAGUUCCUGGAGGAUGUGAAGCCCUCACUGUGCUACGACAUCGUGCCUCUGGCCGACCCCUUCGGGCCCUCGGUCACAGACCCCGACCUGCAGUGCCUGGUGGUCAGCGAGGAGACCCACCGGGGAGGGGUGGCUGUCAACAAGAAGAGACUUGAAAAUGGGCUCCCCGAGCUGGCUCUGUAUGAAAUCCAAUUGAUGAAGGACCCUGAGCACAAUCAGAACGAGGAGGAGAAGAUCAGCUCCUCCAGCCUGCGGCAGAGGCUGCUGGGGACACUGCUGCAGCCCCCACGGCGAGACCCGGCCCUGCCGCUGCGCCCCUACGUGAUUGGGCUGACUGGGGGCACUGGCAGUGGGAAAACCUCCAUGGCCAAACUGCUGGGGCAGCUGGGCGCCUUCGUCAUCGACGCUGACCAGCUGGGCCACGCCGUCUAUGCCCCUGGUGGCCCGGCCCACGAGGCAGUGGUGGCAGCCUUUGGGGCAGAGAUCCUGAACAAAGAUGGAACCAUUAACAGGAAAGUCCUUGGGGCCAAAGUGUUUGGAAACCAGGAGCAGCUGAAGAGGCUGACGGACAUCGUGUGGCCCAGAAUAGCCCAGAUGGUGAUGGAGAAGGUCAGGGAGGCUGAUGCUCAAGGGAAAGCCGUGUGUGUGCUGGACGCUGCCGUGCUGCUGGAGGCCGGCUGGCAGGACAUGGUGCACGAGGUGUGGACAGCCAUCAUCCCAGAGGAGGAGGCCGUGAGGCGCAUUGUGGCCAGGGAUGGGCUCACCGAGGAGGCCGCUCGGCGCCGGCUGCAGAGCCAGAUGAGCAACAGGCAGAGGGUGGAACAGUCCCAGGUGGUGCUGUGCAGCCUCUGGGAGCCCGAGAUCACCCGCCAGCAGGUGCACAAGGCCUGGGACCUGCUGCAGCAGCGCCUG